Messenger RNA from Leucoraja erinaceus (little skate), 4408 nucleotides. RefSeq names its product protein tyrosine kinase 7b (gene ptk7b). The transcript is spliced from 20 exons. Gene Ontology annotation, molecular function: axon guidance receptor activity; protein kinase activity; ATP binding. Gene Ontology annotation, cellular component: axon; neuronal cell body; plasma membrane. The record is from RefSeq and is a predicted model, not a curated record. Gene Ontology annotation, biological process: protein phosphorylation; homophilic cell-cell adhesion; synapse organization. Bases 177 to 3344 code for a protein of 1055 amino acids. NCBI's taxonomy places the organism in Eukaryota, Metazoa, Chordata, Chondrichthyes, Rajiformes, Rajidae.
CGUUUGAUUCUGUUGGUUGCCCGCUCGCGCCGCCCUCGAGCUGUGGUCAGGCCGCGCGCGGUCAGCGGCUGCUCAGUGAGACCCAGCCCGCUGCUCCCGCCGCCCUUUCCCGAACCCGAUCCCUCCAUCCCCAUCUUGUUCUUCUUCUUCACUCCCCCCUACUUGCUGUUGCUUCCAUGGCGAAGAGGACGGCUGCUGCUGCAGCAGCUGUGUGGGCCGCCGCCCUCCUGGCGCAAGUGUGCUCAUUACAGGCGCUAAUUCACUUCACCAAGGAGCCCUAUUCCCAGGAUGCUUUGCACGGGCGCAGUGCAAUUCUUCGCUGUGAAGUUCAAAUUCCAACAAAUAUAGUGUUUGAGUGGCUCCUAAAUGGCAAGCCUGUAAGGACGUCUGAGACGCGCUUCAUUGAAGGCAGCAAUCUACAGUUCACAGCAGUAGAUCGGAGGGAGGAUAGUGGUGACUUUCAGUGCAUCGCUCGGAAUACAGUCACUGGCGAGGAGGCUCAAACGGCAGUGGCAUCUUUCAAUAUCAAAUGGAUAGAGACUGGAGGAGUGGUUUUGAAAGAUCCACACAGUGUGUCUGAAAUACAAACUUCAGCUCCGAUCUCGCUGCAGUGUCACAUUAAUGGACACCCCCGUCCAAGCUGGCAGUGGUUCAGAGAUGGCAUUCAUUUAACAGAUACCAAUCAUUAUACAUUUAACACCAGAGAGCACAGUUUGACCAUAAAAAGUGCUAGUCCUGAUGAUAAUGGUGUCUACUACUGCUGUGCAAAGAACGCAGUUGGAAAUGUUUGCAGCAAUGAUAACUUCACACUAAUGAUAAUUGAUGCAAGUUUCCCACAGCCUUUGAUCCGGCCCCAGGACCAGAUUGUGAAUAAGAAGGAAGAUGCCAUGUUUCAUUGUCAAUUCACAGCUACACCUCCCCCAGUACAGGAAUGGUUAUUUGAUGAUACGAUCAUUCAUAACUCAACACGGACGAUGGUAUAUGCUAAUGGAUCUCUGCUGCUUACUAAUGUGAGACCUCGCAGUUUUGGCGUGUAUAAAUGUGUUGGUCGGGGCCCAAGAGGGAAGCCCACUGUGAUGGAAGCUGCUCUCCGCAUGGCAGAAAUCCAUGAUAUGCUUCCAUUCAAGCCAAAAAUCUUUAUUGCAAAUACCACACAAGACAUUGAAUGUUCACCACCAAGAGGACUGCCUCUGCCUGUUGUGGGGUGGUAUAGGGGCAGUGCACAAAUUCCAUCUGAAGGUCGUGUCUAUCAGGCUGGCAAUAAACUGAUUUUCAAUGAAACAUCACAGAAAGAUUCAGGAAUUUACACCUGUCAUGCUAAAAACAAAGCUGGAGAGAAGACCAGUGAACUGAACAUCACUGUGGCAACAAUACCAGAGUGGGUCAUCAAGCCAUCAGACACCCAGCUAAAUGAAGGGUUGCCAGGAUUUUUGCCCUGUAGCACCCGCGGUAUCCCAACUCCCAUAGCUACCUGGUUCCGGAAUAAUGUGGACAUUUCUGGUGACAGUCGGUUUGAGCAGCUGGCCAAUGGAACGCUGCGCAUUAAUAACGUGGAGGUGUAUGAUGGAACUGUGUACAAAUGUCAGAGCAGCACACCAGCAGGCUACAUCGAGGGAUAUGCCCGUGUCCAUGUGCUAGAAAAGCUUAAGUUCACUCCAACUCCACAGCAACAUCAGUGUAUGGAGCUGAAUAAGGAUAUUACAAUCCAAUGCUCUGCUACUGGUCGUGAGAAACCACUCAUCAGAUGGAGCAAAAAUGAUGGCAGUCGUAUAUCCCCUCACAUCAGGCAGGAAGCCGGAUUAUUGCACUUCACCAAUGUGACCAAAAGUGAUGCCGGACAGUAUGCCUGUAUUGCAUCAAACAGUCAAGGGAAAAUCAGGGCGUCUGUCCGCCUUAUUGUUGCAGUAUUGCCAAAGUUUAAGAUGGAGCCUGAGAACACAACCGUGUACCAGGGAUUCAUUGCAGUGCUGAACUGUCAAGCCACAGGAGAACCACACCCUAACAUUCAUUGGAAAGUGAAGGAGAAGAUCUUGGACUCCAGCAAGAGCUUACAAAGAAUACGGAAAAUGGAAAAUGGCUCAUUGAUAAUCUAUGAUGUCAGUGCAGAUGAUACAGGGAAGUACACGUGCAUUGCUGGCAACAAUUGCAACAUUCAGCACCGAGAUGCCUUUCUCUAUGUUGUCGAAAAACCAGCAGCUCAUGGAGAUGAUGAUAAGCAACACACUCCAUAUAAGAUGAUUCAGACAAUUGGCCUUUCUGUCGGCGCUGCUGUUGCUUAUAUUAUCAAUGUACUGGGUCUCAUGUUCUAUUGCAAAAAGCGACGAAAGGCAAAGCGGUUGCAUAAAGGACCAGAGGGCGAAGAACCUGAAAUGGAGGUACUAAAUGGUGGCACUGUGCAGCAGAAUGGCCAACUAACAGCUGAGAUUCAAGAGGAAGCAUCCAUUAACAACAUUAGCAUGACAGUGGUACCCAACAAGCGUCACAGUAUGCAUGAUAAACUGCAUUUCCCUCGUGCAAACCUGCAGACAAUCACAACCCUUGGAAAAGGAGAAUAUGGCGAGGUCUUCUUGGCCAAAGCCAAAGGGAUUGACAAAAGUGAGCCCGAGACGGUUGUCCUGGUGAAGAGCCUGACCACGCGGGAUGAGCAGCUGCAGCUGGAGUUUCGGCGGGAGUUUGAGAUGUUCAGUAAAAUGAAUCACAGCCAUGUAGUGAGACUUCUGGGCCUGUGCCGGGAAGUGGAACCACAAUAUAUGAUCACCGAAUAUGUGGACCUGGGAGACCUCAAACAGUACCUGCGCAUUGUGAAGGGCAAAGAAGAAAAGACCAAGUCACCAUUAAAUCUGAAACAGAAGGUGGACAUUUGCACGCAGGUGGCACAGGGAAUGGAAUAUCUGUCAAACCAUCGUUUUGUGCACAAAGACUUGGCUGCCCGAAACUGCCUGAUCAGUGCCCAGAGACAGGUUAAAGUAGCAGCACUUGGCCUGAGUAAAGAUGUAUACAACAGUGAAUACUACCACUUCCGCCAAGCAUGGAUUCCACUGCGCUGGAUGCCAUCUGAAGCCAUAUUUGAAGAUGACUUCUCCACUAAAUCGGACGUAUGGUCCUAUGGCGUCCUGAUGUGGGAAGUCUUCUCACAGGGAGAGUUGCCUUUUUCUAAUCGCAGUGAUGAUGAAGUAUUAACAGGUGUAAAGAACAGUGAAAUCAAGCUCCCUGCACCUGAUGGUUGUCCGUCCAAACUCCACAAACUGAUGCAGCGCUGCUGGGCAGCCAGCCCUAAGGACCGCCCCUCCUUCAGCGAGCUCGCCAACACUCUUGGUGAAAUUCCUGCGGACAGCAAAGUGUGAGGGGAAUCACUGCCUGUUCCCUGAAUUGUGUAUCAUGUACAGUGUUCACGAGGAAUGGACAAGCAUCCCUUUGGGCUUGUCUGUUGGCCGUAUAUGCUAUUUUAUUGUAAUGUUUUUUUCUUUUUUUUUUUAUUAUUGUUAAUUAAGACAAGGAAAUGAGCAUCUCAAAUUCCAGGGUCCUUUUGCCUUAAGCUCAACACUACGUACAGACUGCCGUUUUCUUCUGGCCUCUGCUAACUUCGUGCAUGCAUUCCUGCCAUGGAGAAUCUUAGUCUAUUGGAUGCGGGUGCUUGGGAUGACCACCUCCAAACCCAGCAGCCAAGCUCUGGUAGGCAGAGACUGGCAACAAGACAGACUUACAAGUGCAUUGAAUUACAGCAAUAAAUAUCAAUUUACCCCGCUGCCUCAGGUGGGAAGUGUUAAAAUAGCACAAUCAUUGAUCUUAUAACCAGCAAGUUACUGGGCUGAAUGAAUUACAUAUUCAAUCUAUUUAUUUCCAAAAUGCAAGAACCGCGCACAAUGGAUCUUGGCAAUCUAAUCAUGUUCAGAGAAAAGGAGGGAGGAGCAUGAACUGUGUAAGUGUCAGCUGUUAGCUGCUGGAGAAACAGCAGGAGAAACCUUUCUAUUUAUUCUAGUAGGUUCUCAGUGAUCUCAUCUUUCUAUCAUGGUACAGUUUAUUUGCCUUUUUUUUUAAGUUUAUUUUAUGUAUGUUAACCUUUAAAUACAUCUUUACAAGCGAGAACACUAUAUCUAAAGCCAGUAUUGAAUUGGCAUUAAAUAUAGGCAAGUAUAUACUGAACCAAGUGCCUGGUCAAUGAAGGAAUUUUUUUAUCAACGUUCAAAACUUAUGAAAUGCAAGUUCCUGAUUUUUUUACAUUUCAGUUCGUUAACCCUUUUUAUAUUAAGAUUUUCAUUUUUUAAAGUGUGUAAAGAGAUAAACCUUGGUUGAAAUAGAUUUUUUAAACUUGAAUAACCUUUUUUUGCUCAUAUUUGGCUUUUGCAUUUGGUUUCAUAUCCGUAAUUUUUAAAUGCUGCUGAAACAAUAAAGUUGACAAUUUUUGGUA